This is a messenger RNA of Perkinsus marinus ATCC 50983, 246 nucleotides long. RefSeq lists its product as hypothetical. NCBI's taxonomy places the organism in Eukaryota, Perkinsozoa, Perkinsida, Perkinsidae. Bases 1 to 246 code for a protein of 81 amino acids. The record is from RefSeq and is a predicted model, not a curated record. The transcript has a single exon.
AUGCCCUCGUCAGGAUUUGAACCCGAGACCUACCCUAUCCAGUUCUCUACUAGUCUUAACAACAACUCCAAUAUCAACAUCCCUGAGUUCAUCUCGAUGGUUGAUAGCAUCCUCAACUCGAUCAAACACAAUCCCACCGCCACAGUUGGUGAUAUCCACACCAGGAGCAUCCACAUAGCACGCGAUAGACCUAUAAAGCUUGAUAUAGACUUCAACAACAAGUAUCAUCUCAUAAGUAUUCCUUAG